CCCUUAUCUAAAUUCCUGUGGCGGCAAGAGAGUUAAGAGAGCCAGAGCCCGAGAGAGAGAGAGAGAGGGAGGGAGGGAGCGAAGAAGUUACUCAUUUUCGUCUUCUCCAAUUUUCUCCGUUUCAAGUGAGUAUUAUUCCUCCUAAUGCCAACAUGUCCAUUACAACAACAAUAACAGUAACGGGAAGCAAUAGUAGAUUGUACUAUUACAACCACAUAAAAUGGGAAAAUCGCCAACAACAACAACAACAACAACAACAACACUGCUUUCGUGUGAUACACUCUUCUUCUGAUUCAAAACCAGGGCGCGGCUUUGGGCGUCAAUCCACUAAUAAUAAGGACUACAAGGCAAACAAAGAGACCACCUCUCGUGGGGAGCAGGAUCUAGUAUUAGAAAAAAGGAUCGGGUGUCCUGGAGACAGAUUGGGAUUGGGAUUGGGAUUGGGAUUGGGAUUGGGAUUGGGAUUGGGCGUAGGGAAAUCAUCUACCAAACUACCUGGCACUACGAAUAGGGCACCUGGGUUGAGUUUUCGAACUGAUGGAAAAUCAAGCAAUAUUGCCAUGGAUCUGCAGUUUGAGGAACGUGUGGAAGCAGUUAAAAGGUCUGCACUUGAGCAGAAAAAGAUUGAUGAAAGUAAAGAAUACAGAGCAAUUGACUAUGAUGCACCAGUUGAAUCAGACCCUAGUACAACUGGACUUAGUACUAAGAUUGGAAUAGGAGGUGCUAUUGUGGUCUUCGGGUUGGUUUUUGCUCUUGGAGAUUUUCUGCCGACAGGAAGUGAUAGUCCCAUUGAGGAGGCCACGAUUGUCAAUAGUAAACGCUCAGAAGAAGAGAGAACAAAUCUUCAGGUAAAAAAUUGUUCAAAAUAGCUUACAAAUUAUUUA
Camellia sinensis is the source of this 884-nucleotide messenger RNA. Lineage: Eukaryota; Viridiplantae; Streptophyta; Magnoliopsida; Ericales; Theaceae. The record is from RefSeq and is a predicted model, not a curated record.